Molecule: messenger RNA, 3368 nt
Organism: Argiope bruennichi
Lineage: Eukaryota; Metazoa; Arthropoda; Arachnida; Araneae; Araneidae
Gene: Hyccin
Product: hyccin-like
Exons: 12
Coding region: 179-1753 (524 amino acids)
Biological process (GO): phosphatidylinositol phosphate biosynthetic process; protein localization to plasma membrane
Cellular component (GO): plasma membrane
Source: RefSeq, a predicted model, not a curated record
UGUAUUAUUGGGAUACAUCGCCAAUAAGAGGACAGCAGGAAAGGUCUACGGAAUCUGUGCUUUUGAAUUAAAAUAAAGUUGUCCUUAUUAUAAACGAUGCCGUUUCCUCUGCCAAACUGUUUUCUUUGAAUAAUAUCUGCAUACAAGGAUAUUUAUUUACGAUAAUGCUGGUAGGGGGAUGGCGGAGACAAUUGUCCGUGAGUGGAUUGCUGAUUACAAGUCCUUGCGCUCUGCCGAAAUACAUAGUUUUAGUUGUACCAUUACCCAAAACAAUGAGCUGAUUCAAGCUGUAUUCACAGUUUUAGAAGAAAAGCGCUAUCAUGAAGAAUUUCUUGAACCUGUGUGCCAACAGUUCUUCAGCUUUUACAGAUCUAGGGAAGAGAAUCUCCAAAAUUUUGCUCGACAAUAUAUCCCUACACUCAUUGGAUUGUACUUAAGUUCGGUAGCCAAAGGAAAUAGAAAAAAUGUUCAUUGUAUUGAAAUAGUCUUACUGGGAAUUUAUAAUUUAGAAGUAAUAGAUUCUUCAGGUAAAUCAGCCUGCUUAUCUUUCCGUAUUCCAUUGUUAUCAAAACCUUCCAUUUAUCAUGAGCCAAUGAGCUUGUCACAUACCAUUUUAUCAGAGCGAGCAGUAUCAACUCUAGAAUAUGCAGAUACUCGCACUAUUACAGUUGGUCCUUAUGCAGAAGUUGAAAAAAUUAAUGCUAGUAAUAGGUUGCUCGUAAUGACAGUAUUGAUGUGGCUAUAUAAUCAGAAUAUAGGGAGUAUGCCUACAUUUUCUCAUAUGUCCAUUUGCAAGAUGUGUUCUAGGAUAGUUAAACAAGGUUUCAAUAGAACUAAUAGACCUAAUUAUGGAAGUGAGUGUUCAAGUGGAUAUAACAAUCCUCAUCCACGUCCUAUUCCUAGAAUACCUCUUUCUUCGCCCUUUCUUUUGGAAGUAAUUCAUGCUGUCUACUUUGCUAUGUUUAAUGGUUUUGGAUCUGUAGGUAUGCAGUCACUAGAGGAGCUUCAUAAUAGGGCCAUGCAAGAAAUGAUGCCAGAUGUGUUGCUGGUUACAAAUGCCAUUCGAAACUCUUUAAAGACAAACCAGUCUGGUCAGCCAAGCGAUGGUCCUAUGGGCAUUAGUGUUGCUUUGUCUCCGACUACAGUUGUAAGCAGUGUUUCAAGGGCAAUCACAAAUGCUUCAUUCAGAGCAAAGAAACUUCCAGAUGAUAUCCCUAUUCAAGAACACGAAACUAAUGAAAAUCAUCUCUCAUCCAUCAACGAAGAAGCUGAAGACACUGAAAAUCAACAGUCCAAUCCAAAACCCAAGAAGCAUGGAAACAGUAGUUCUUCAGUUAUGACUAAAGUUGGUGUUCUGCAGCUAAGAAAAGGAAAAGAUAAAAAGAAAGACAGGGAUUCUGUUAAUGGCGAUAUUGUUGAUAAUGGUAAAGUUAAUGGUAAAACAAAUGAAUCACUUGCAUCCAAUAGUGCAGAUGAUCUGGAAGUGCGGUUUUCUAAUGGUGAUCAAGUAUCAUACCGCAAUUCAUAUCCAUGCAGAACUGAUUUGCCAACUCCCAAGAGCCCAUUAGGAAGUAGCAUUCCAGGCGAAGAUGGUUUUGAUUACAAAGAUCUAAAUAAUGCCAAAUAUGUCAAUCAUUCAAAUCCAGGCUCUGAAGUUGUUAUAACAAAUGAAGGAUGUGUCCUCAAAUCAAUUUUACAUCGGUCUGAAUCAUCAAAUGGUAUUCAAAAUUCAUCGCUGCAAACUGCAGUUUGAAAAGUUCUAGAUUUUCAAUAAGGUUUACAUAUUUUAUCUUGCAUGUAUAAUUUUGUGUGAUGAGUGUGAUUUAAUUAUUUUUAAUGUAUCUUUACAUUUUCUUUAUUAUAAAAAGAUAUCUUCUGCAGAUUUUAUUUUUAAAUCUGCAUUUUGUUAUUAAAAGUUUGUAUGCUGUUAGUGGUGUAAUUGUUUGAUGAGAGUGAUAUUUAUUUUUUAUAUUUGUUGACUUUGUUUUUGCCAUUUGCAUUAGCAACAGAUAUGUAUAGUAGUUGAGUUUUUAGUUAAAACUUGCAAUUUUUUGACAAAACAAAUAACUGAGCUAGAUUCAAUUGAAAUAUUACUUUUAGCUUUAUUUGAAGCUUUUGUGUAAUUUUUUUAAUGAACCGUUUGGGCUAAUUAUGUCUUCUUUGACUGAAAGGUCUUUCUGCUGUGCAAUUUUUUGAAUUAAGAAUUCAUCCAAAGACUUGAAAUGUCUUGUUGUACAUGUAAUGUGUUGAUAAUUUAAGAUUUAUAUGCUGUGUUGUUUAUUUUUCACUUUUGUAAUAUUUUAUUCGCUUUCUUUGUACCAUUUCUAUUAAAUGCUGCAUUAGCUUUCUUUUUAAAUCCAUUUCUUUCAGUUUGUGAAAAGUUUUAUAAAUGAUUGAUAAUUUUUUUUUUACUAGAAGUUUGUGAUGGUGUUCAAAGUAAUUGUCUUAUUUAACCUUUAAUAUGAUUUAAUAUGUUGAUUUCCUUUAAUUUUUUUAAUUUUUUUUUUCGUAUUUUAGAUUUUGUAUGAGUUUAACAAAAAAAAAAGUGCUUUAAGAAUGGUUAUUAUUUUAUCUAUUUUUUUUUCAAGUCGUAUUUACUAUAAUGUAUUUUCCAUAACAUAUGUUAGAUUAUGAUAUUAAUAUUGCAUGGCAGGUUUAUCAACUUUUGUUGUCAAUUUCUUUUGGGGAAUAUUUAAUUUGUAAACCUUUCUAUUUUAAGUUUGUUUCAUGCAUUCAUUUUUUUUUGUGCAUACUUAUUUGUCAGUAUACCUAUUAGUGUUUCUUUUUAUAUUAUAAGUAAUUAAGUGUGUAAAAGCAAAGAAAUCAAAUAAUGUAUUAUAAUGUUCUUUGACAUAAGAGUGAGCCAAAUAUAAAAAUUACCUACUCUCUUUGAUAAGUGCUUAAAAUACUUAAGAAUAUAUGGCAGAAUGUUACAAUUAUUAAAACUAGAUAAAACAUUGAGCUUUGUAUACUUAAGUACAAAAAUUAGAUUAUAUUUUUUAUUAACUCUAAUAAAAACUUGUAUAUUUUGCAAAUAUUGUUAAUCUAAAUGCCAGUUAAAUCAUCACUGCCUAAAUGAGCAUUCUAUGAUUUAUGUAAUGGUUUUCAGUCUAAAUAUUUUUUUCUUCUGUUAGAAAAAAAAUUUUCAUUUCACAUUUGGGAAUGAAUAUUAGUGAUAAAAUUUCUUUUAGUUCUUUCUGCAUUACUAUUAUUUUAUAAAGUUCCACUUUCCGAUUUGCUUUAUGAAAAAUCUUUUUGAAUAAUAUUAGGAGAUAAUUUAGCAUUAUUUAAUAUUAUUAAAAGAAAACAAAUUAGAAAAAAACUAGGAAAUGAAUAAAAAAUAUAAUUUUUUACUUUUUGGCAUAAUA